AUGCUCCGCCUACCCUCCAUCUUCCUAGCCCUAUGCUGGCAUAUCCUCAGCGUGACCUCCGCCGCCGUAUCUCAAAAUUCACGAACCCAAUGCCAAUUCAGCGGCACCCAUUGUCCAUCAGGAACAAUCCUCGUGUCAGCAACCGACUCUCGCGCAGAUUACACAACAAUCCAAAGCGCAAUCAACUCUCUUCCAAAUGAUACCUCCUCCCACACAAUCCUCAUCCUCUCAGGCACCUACAAAGAACAACUCAACGUAACCCGUCCCGGCCCCCUCACUCUCCUAGGCCAGACCAACUCCCCGCAUGACGCCGCCCAAAACACCGUAACAAUCACCUGGGCCGCCGCCAACCUAGACUCAACAGGCCAAAGCGUCGACAACGUCUACUCCAGCGUCCUGAUAGUCUCACCAACUCUCGAUGCCAGCCUGACCGGCUCAGGAACAACCGGCUUCGCUGUGCCCGAUGAUACACCUUUCGGAAACAAGGACUUCCGUGCGUACAACAUCGACUUCACAAAUACCUGGGCCGAGUACUCAGACGGCCCAGCACACGCCCUCAGCUUUAGUCGCGCAAACGGCGGAUUCUACUACUGCGGAUUCUACUCCUAUCAAGACACUGUCUACAUCGGCAAGCUUGGGAACGCCUACUUCUAUAAGUCCACUUUAGCCGGCGAAACCGAUUUCCUCUACGGCUUCGGCACAGCAUGGAUCCAAUCCUCUGAUGUUCUCCUCCGGGGCUGCGGAGGUGGGAUUACAGCGUGGAAGGGAACAAACACCACGUUUGAGAAUAAGUAUGGCGUUUACAUUGUCGAUUCGACGGUGAAGGCUGCGAAUUCCUCUAUCGCGCCGGAUAUUAAGGGUUCGUGUGCGUUGGGCCGGCCGUGGAAUUCGGAGCAUAGGUCUAUCUUUGCGGACUCGUAUGAGGAUGGGAGUAUUGAUGCGAGUGGGUAUAUCAAUUGGGUUAUUAGUGGGGUGGGGAGGUAUGAGCAGGGAAUUACGCUGAUGGCGGAGUACAAGACUUACGGACCUGGUUUUAAUGCGACUGGGAGACGGGUUGGGAAUGUUACAACAGUCCUGGACAAGAAGGGGUAUGCGCCGUAUAGUGAGCCGAAAAAGGUCUUCCAGAAUCAGAAGGGUGUGUUUGGGGAUGUGAGUUGGAUUGAUUGGGAGACUGUUUCUGCCUAG
Penicillium atrosanguineum is the source of this 1185-nucleotide messenger RNA. RefSeq names its product putative pectin methylesterase. The coding region runs from base 1 to 1185 and encodes 394 amino acids. Gene Ontology annotation, molecular function: pectinesterase activity. Gene Ontology annotation, biological process: cell wall modification. The transcript has a single exon. Lineage: Eukaryota; Fungi; Ascomycota; Eurotiomycetes; Eurotiales; Aspergillaceae. The record is from RefSeq and is a predicted model, not a curated record.